CGAAUUUUGAUUGUUAGUAAAAACGAAUGAUCAUGCAAAAUAGAGAUUAGCAAUUUUAUGCAAAUUAAAGUAAGGAAUUAAGAUAAAAGUAUAAAAAGGCAAAGGAUGGUUCAUGUAAUAAUGAAUUUAAAGAAUUUAGCAACAUCUGAACAUAAUCCUAAAAGAGAUAAAGCAUAAAAAGUACUGUUUAUUAUAAUGGUAUUAUACUCAAUUAUAUUGGUGACCUUUGUAUUACUUUUAUAUUGGGUAAGAGAUUUUAGAUACUAUUGUUUUAAUGUGCUUAAUGAUUUUAAUGAGUAGGGUAAAUUUAUUAUAAAAAUAUAGAUAGGGCAAUACAUAGGUGCUUUCUAUAUUGGAAUUAUUGGUUUAUGGUUUGUUUUAACUGGCUUUAACGUUGUUUUAUAUGAUAUUUUAGCAGGAUUUUUAAUUCAUCCUUUUUGGUUUGCUUUAAUCACUGUUUCCUUAGCUAAAUUCUUAGCCAAGUAUAAAUAAUUUAUAUUAUUACAGAUAUAUUGGCUUUUUAAUAGGAAGGUAUAUUCUUAGAAACUUUAUUUAUACCGCUAUGAAUGAAAAUAUUUACUUUAUCACUUGUUAUUUAGCAACAGAACGUAAACCAACUAAAGUUAUGUAUCUUAUUUAAUUUUUGGCCAUUCCAACAAUUUUUAAAACUUAUGCUUGUGGUUUAUUUAGAAUUACUCAUUGGGAAUUUUUACAUCCAACUUUUUUUGGUACUGUCGUUUGGGCUGGAUUCUGGGUUUAUAUGGGGUCUAAUUUAGAUUCACUUUCUGAUGUAUUAUAAUCAGGAGAUACUAGUAAUUAUGUUCCUCUAUGGUUAAAAUUUACAAUGGUUAUCAUAGUUGCUUUAAUUGUUUAUUAUUUUAUUAGAUUGACUAAUUCCAUCUAUACAGAAAUUUAAAAUGAUGCAAGUUUAGCUGAUUUAAGCCAUAUUUUAGAAAAGGAAGAUGAAGAAUAAGAAAAACUUUUAAUUUAUAAUUAAAUAAAUGAAGAAACUCAAAUCUAAGAAGAUGAUGAAAAUAGUAAUAAUACAUGA
Messenger RNA from Paramecium sonneborni, 1051 nucleotides. NCBI's taxonomy places the organism in Eukaryota, Ciliophora, Oligohymenophorea, Peniculida, Parameciidae. The record is from the annotation of a GenBank genome assembly.